This is a messenger RNA of Suillus bovinus, 706 nucleotides long. RefSeq names its product UPF0041-domain-containing protein. The transcript is spliced from 6 exons. Gene Ontology annotation, biological process: pyruvate import into mitochondria. The coding region runs from base 103 to 501 and encodes 132 amino acids. The record is from RefSeq and is a predicted model, not a curated record. Gene Ontology annotation, cellular component: mitochondrial inner membrane. NCBI's taxonomy places the organism in Eukaryota, Fungi, Basidiomycota, Agaricomycetes, Boletales, Suillaceae.
CGGCAGACAUGAGGAUUUCUAUUCUAGGCCUCUAGGUCUAGUUCAUGACCUCGGUCCGCUUUCGGCCCUAUAGAUCACUAGUCACACUAUAUCAGAGCAGCGAUGGCAUCAACAUUCUUUACAUGGCUCAGGUCUCCUGCUGCUCGCGAGUACUUCUUCAGUACACACUUCUGGGGACCGGUCGCAAACUGGGGUCUUCCCCUUGCUGCCCUCGCCGACCUGAGUAAAGAUGAAGAGGUCAUCUCAGGAUCCAUGACCACUGCACUUGCUGCCUAUUCAAUGGUUUUCAUGCGUUUCGCAUGGAGAGUACAACCGCGGAAUUACCUGCUCUUUGCCUGUCACUUGACAAACGCGACAGCACAGUCAAUCCAAGAAGCUCGCUUCGUGAACUACUGGUAUUAUGGUGGUCGUGAGAAGAAGUUUGGUCUUGACAAAGGUCCAGUCACUCAAGCCAUCGAGGCUUCACAAGCAGAAGCAAAGAAGGUUGUGGAUGCAAAAUAACAAUAUCCCUCCAUCUAGAUACUGAUACGUAAAUUUCACCAAAAUCCAUCAUCUCCAUCACCUUUGCUUUUCUUCCCGCCCUUACUCUGCGCAAGCACCUGUCGUUCAUACAUCUCAGAGAUCUGCCAUAUAAUUAUGAGUAACUGCUAUCUCAUCGAAUCUCAACAUGGCGAAACACUCACUUGCUCAGGUCCGGUAGCAUCAU